AUGCCCCCUCGCGGCAAUGAAGGACUGGAUUUCACCCCAAUAUUAACACAUUAUCUCUUCUUGUUCACUAGUAUUCUUGCAGUGGUUGGCUGGUUUGUAGCCUUCAUAUCACAAGCAGUCGUGACUGCACAAUUCGGCCAUGGCGCUGUUGGAACCCUUUGGUUUGCGAUCUUUCUCGAACUCUUCCUCGUCGUUGGCGUCCUAUACACUCUUGCCAGCGACUCGAUAGCGAUGCAUCGCUUCCAGAUCUCCACCUUCGGUGCGGUUGCCAUCGUAUUUUCCGUCCUCGGCGUAGAUGCGGGAAUCUUCACCGGACAGGCUGCUCGAGGUGCAAUGGCUGCUGGUUGGCUCAUCCUCGCCGUCGUCAAUAUUCUCUGGGUCCUCUACUUUACUUCAGAGGAGGACUCGCUUACUCUUCACGUCUUUAAUGCAUUGGGCACUGGCGGCCUCACCCCUCCUUCACGCAGGCGUCGCACACGCACGCAGUCCGUCCAUAACAUGGGAGCUGGGAACGGCUACGGCGGAGGAUACUCUUCUCCAGCAGGCGUCGGCUCGGCUCCAUACGACACCAAAAUGACAACCAACUUUAGUCCGGGGGCGGGUAUUCGGAGCCAGGGAAGUCUCCACGGGAGUUCUGGCGUGGACGGGGGGCCCCCAAAGAGUUUGAAUGGGGCACCGAGCAUAGCAAGCAACAUGGCUCCAGGAGCAUCGUCGAUGCCAGGAGAGAACGGAGGGGUGACUUCGCCGCUCACGACUCCUGGAAAUGCGGGGGUUGGUUCAGGAGGAGGCCCCCCAUUGCCUGAGGAUACCAGCAUAAAUUCGGAGGGAUACGCAUAUAAAGCAAAAGCACUUUAUGCUUAUUCUGCAUCGCCUGAUGAUCCAAAUGAGAUAUCGUUCGCCAAGGGCGAAAUCAUGGACAUCAUGGACAAACAGGGCAAAUGGUGGCAAGCUAAGAAGGCAGAUGGGUCGAUUGGCAUCGCGCCAUCGAAUUACCUUCAGAUUAUCUAACCCAUCUAUUGGGUUGCUUGACCCAUUUCGCAUUUUCUUCUGCAUACGAACAUCACGAAACGAGAAGCGCACAGCGUGCGAUGAUGCCUACUCGACCUCAUACAUACCCUAUUAAUACUGAGCCACCGUCCUCACUCCUUCUAAGCACCACCUGCUCCUUUCUCCUCCCUUUCUGGUGCUUGGGCGAUGCUGUUGAUAACAGGGGUUUAUCUUAGUGCCUCAUCGUUCAUUUCAUUGCUGCUUCAGUGACAUGUCGCGAUUCCUAGGUAUGUCGUCUGUUAGUCUAUCUCGAACACUCUUGUUGUGCUAUCUAUAUCAGCCACGAUCGGGAUACCUCCCAGUUUGGACUCUUUGUUUACCUACCAUUUCGUUUUCCCUGUGUGGAGUUCGACGGACUCGUGUGCUCUGCUCGGUCUAUAGGCUACGCACUGUAUGUGUUCAAUACGACUCGCUUUCAUAUCG
Heterobasidion irregulare TC 32-1 is the source of this 1470-nucleotide messenger RNA. RefSeq names its product SH3-domain-containing membrane protein. Gene Ontology annotation, molecular function: protein binding. The transcript is spliced from 5 exons. Lineage: Eukaryota; Fungi; Basidiomycota; Agaricomycetes; Russulales; Bondarzewiaceae. The coding region runs from base 1 to 1008 and encodes 335 amino acids. The record is from RefSeq and is a predicted model, not a curated record.